Trichomonas vaginalis G3 is the source of this 1374-nucleotide messenger RNA. RefSeq names its product 3',5'-cyclic-nucleotide phosphodiesterase protein. Bases 1 to 1374 code for a protein of 457 amino acids. Gene Ontology annotation, molecular function: 3',5'-cyclic-nucleotide phosphodiesterase activity. Gene Ontology annotation, biological process: signal transduction. NCBI's taxonomy places the organism in Eukaryota, Parabasalia, Trichomonadida, Trichomonadidae. The transcript has a single exon. The record is from RefSeq and is a predicted model, not a curated record.
AUGAUUGAAUUUGAUGCCAUCCCCGAUAUGCCUUUCACAGGCCAGCAGACCGAGUUAUGCAAAACAAUGAUUAAAAUCGCCAAAGAAUGCGAUUCUAACGCUUGCUUUCUUUGCAGACUCCAUAAAAAAUACAAAUCUAUCUACAUAAUCGCCUCAAACUUUGCCGGAUUCAAAGGUGACGGAAUUUACGAAAUCCUUGGGUCCGAUCUUGAAAGUUUGUGCAGCACAAUUACAACUCAAAAACAGAAUAAAUUCGGAAACAUUCGCGGCAACUUUUUUGUCUCAACAAUCCCCAUAACCGAUAAGGAUCUAAAUCUAUUUAUUACUCUUCUCACAGGCGAUCCUCUUGAUAAGACCCUAAUUCCCGAUUUCAGCGAGUUGAUCGAUUUGAUCAACAAAAAUCACUACGACUACACAACCAUGAUUGACCAUGUUGAGCGUACACCACAAAUCAUGCUUGAUGCCUACCAGAACUUUAUGUUUACUAUUGAACGUUUCGAUAACGAUUCAUUAUUCGAGAUUGUUGUUUGCCUAUUUAGCCAAAUAAUAAAACGUUCUCAACUCGAUAUCGAUUUUGAGACCUUUGUCAGGUUCCUUUAUAAAAUCCGAAGCUUAUAUAACGAUGUUCCAUAUCAUAACUGGAGACAUGCAUGCGAUGCCUGCCAAUUUGUAUAUUUUGCUCUUCUCCAAAAACCGAUAGAGCAUUUUAUCCAACCAAUAGAUUACUUUUCCCUUAUGACAGCGGCCAUUUGUCAUGAUGUUGGUCAUAACGGACGUUCUAACGAUUUCCAUCGCCAAGUCAACUCCAAAUAUGCUCAGGAGUCUGGUUCCAAUCAGCCGCCCCUUGAAUACCAUCACCAGAAGAUUACGAUAGAAUUUUUAUCGAAUGAGUUCUCCAAGAGCAUACAAACCUUCAACGACGAGACAAGACGCAUAUACUUCAAAUUCGUUUCGAAUAUUAUACUAGCAACAGACAUGUCCAAGCACCAAGACUAUAUCGUUUCUUUCAAUAACAUCGCGGGCAGUUACAAAGACACAGAGGACGAACGAUUGCUCGCUUGCCAGGCGAUCAUGAAACUUGCCGAUCUAUCUAAUACAUGCCGUCCUUUCGGAGAAGCUGCGACAAUGUCCGCACAAUUACAGGAAGAAUGGUACACACAAGGCGACGAACAGCUUAAACGUGGUCUAGAGAUUACAAAGGGAUUUGAUAGAAACAAUAAAACACCGCUGCCGCAGGGACAAGUUGGUUUCUACAAAUAUGUAACUUUGAAGCUCUUGUUGGCCGAUCAGAAGCUGUUUAACGCAUUCGAUGGCUGCAUCCAGCAGUUUAAUACGAAUCUGGCAGAGUGGGAAGCACUUUGCGCUCAAUUGUAA